This is a messenger RNA of Brienomyrus brachyistius, 1162 nucleotides long. RefSeq names its product leucine rich repeat containing 18b (gene lrrc18b). Lineage: Eukaryota; Metazoa; Chordata; Actinopteri; Osteoglossiformes; Mormyridae. The record is from RefSeq and is a predicted model, not a curated record. The transcript is spliced from 2 exons. Bases 140 to 904 code for a protein of 254 amino acids. Gene Ontology annotation, molecular function: protein binding.
UUCCUUUACAGGCUUCUCAAGAUCAUGUAUUUAUAAUUCACAGCAACACUGACGGUCGCAUCCAGUCCGUACGCACAGUAUCAGUGUCUUUGCCGAGUUCCGCAGACUGAAGCCGCCGGUCUAACACCGUAACGGAGCUAUGAACACAGGCAGGAAGAGGGGCGAGUCCCAGGCGAGGAAGAUCACACUGAAGAUGGCCAGGAACGCGGUGCGGGUGACCGUGGACGGCCGACGCCGCCUGGACCUGAGCAACAUGCAGAUGGCCGAGUUCCCCCGGUGCCUGCUGAGGCUGGUGGAUGUAGAGGAGCUGGACCUGAGCAGGAACCGGCUGCAGAAGCUGCCCGAAUACAUUGAGCGGUUCCACAACCUCCGCUGGCUGGACCUGCACAGUAACCGGCUGGCGGAGAUCCCGGCAGGCAUCGGGCAGCUGCGGGAGCUCCUCUACCUCAAUCUGUGCAACAAUCAGCUGUGCAGCGGCGGGCUGCCUGAGGAGCUGGGCCAGCUGGACCGCCUGCGCAGCCUCAACCUGGGCAUGAACCGGCUGGAAAGUCUGCCAUACUCCAUGGCGACUCUCAGGGAACUGCGCGAGCUGGGUCUCUUCGACAACCAGCUGACGCAGGUGCCCGACUGCCUACGCCGGCUGCCGCACCUGCGCAAGCUGAACGUCUGCCGCAACCCCAUGCGCAGUCCGGACGACGACAGCGGCCGGGACCCCAUCCGACGGGUGGAGUGUUUCUACCUGGUGGACGGGGACGGCCUGUGCGAGACCUGCACGCGGAAAUGCCGAGAGAAGCUUGGGAGACUAGACCAGCUCCGGUCGGGUGUCGGCCACGCCCACAGCAGUUCUGCUUGGCUACUCACGCCGAACUCUGUGGCGAAGGAAGUCCAGGCGCUGCGGAGAUGACCGCCGUCAGCCUGACACGCACGUGUAAAUUUUUAACCUGCGAUGUAACGGGAGAAACGGAGUGAGUGGAGUCAGAGUCACGCUCGCCGAAUUCCAGCACGGAGAUCUAACUUUACCGCAGUCGCUGUAGAAACUGACCAGUGAAGCCGCCGCUCUAUAAGGUCCCAAGAAUGUGGAAAUCAGGAAUAUCCAUAAGGCGACAGGCUUCACCAUACUGCCUUCGUGAUGUAAAUAUUUACUGUGACAAUAAUUAAAGAA